CGUGGGCACCAUGGGCAACUGCCACACGGUGGGGCCCAACGAGGCGCUGGUGGUGUCAGGUGGCUGUUGUGGCUCUGAUGUAAAGCAGUAUGUAUACGGAGGCUGGGCCUGGGCUUGGUGGUGCAUUACAGACACCCAAAGGAUUUCCCUAGAGAUAAUGACGUUACAGCCCAGGUGUGAGGACGUAGAGACGGCGGAGGGGGUAGCUUUAACUGUCACAGGUGUGGCACAGGUGAAGAUAAUGACCGAGAAGGAGCUCCUGGCUGUGGCCUGUGAGCAGUUCUUGGGGAAGAACGUGCAGGAUGUGAAGAAUGUGGUCCUUCAGACGCUGGAGGGGCAUCUGCGCUCCAUCCUAGGUACCCUGACGGUGGAGCAGAUCUACCAGGACAGGGAUCAGUUUGCCAAGCUGGUGCGGGAGGUGGCAGCCCCCGAUGUGGGUCGCAUGGGUAUCGAGAUCCUGAGCUUCACCAUCAAGGAUGUCUAUGAUAAAGUGGAUUACCUGAGCUCCCUUGGAAAGACUCAGACUGCGGCUGUCCGAAGGGAUGCAGACAUCGGUGUGGCAGAAGCCGAGAGAGAUGCUGGCAUUCGGGAGGCAGAGUGCAAAAAAGAAAUGCUGGAUGUCAAGUUCAUGGCAGAUACCAAAAUAGCAGAUUCCAGACGGGCUUUUGAAUUGCAGAAAGCUGCCUUCACUGAGGAGGUCAACAUCAAGACUGCGGAGGCUCAGCUGGCCUACGAGCUCCAGAGCGCCCGGGAGCAGCAGAAGAUCCGCCAGGAGGAAAUUGAAAUUGAGGUGGUGCAGCGCAAGAAGCAGAUCGAUGUCGAAGAGAAAGAGAUCAUCCGGAUGGAGAAGGAGCUGAUAGCGACUGUGAAGCGGCCGGCCGAGGCCGAAGCCUACCGGAUCCAGCAGAUCGCUGAGGGCGAGAAGGUGAAGCAAGUCCUCAUUGCUCAGGCGGAGGCAGAAAAGAUCCGCAAGAUCGGAGAAGCAGAGGCCUUUGUGAUUGAGGCCAUUGGGAUGGCGGAGGCUGAGAGGAUGAAGCUGAAAGCUGAAGCGCUCCAGCAGUAUGGAGAAGCUGCCCAGCUGGCUCUAGUGCUGGAUGCACUGCCUGAGAUCGCUGCCAAAGUGGCUGCUCCCCUCUCCAAAGUGGACGAGAUCAUUAUUCUCAGCGGAGAGAGCAGCAACACGACAUCUGAGGUGAACCGUCUGCUGGCCGAGAUCCCCGCCUCCGUGCGUGCCAUCACCGGCGUGGAUCUCACAAAGAUUCCCCUGAUCCAGAAAGCCACCGGGGCCCAGGCAUGAGGCUGGCUGACCCAAAGCUAGUGAAGAUCACUCCCUGUUAUGCACUCAGACAUCAACUGCCUUCAACACAUGGGAAUUCCUUUUAUAUCAAAGACAAUUGGAGUUUAAUUUUUAAGCUCUGGUGCCUUAUUUUGUAGGGCCAGAAAGAUGCAUGUCCAGUCAGCUGCUCUUUUUAUUACAAAGGGUGGGAGGGGAUUUAUUUUGUAACUAACUAUAUAUUGUAUCAGGCCGGGGUUUGGAUCCGAUCCCCAGCUAUGACUGGCAGCUUGUCUGGUGUUGCAAUCCCGGUGCCUUGCUGUUCUCUGUCCUCAGACGGCCGCCCAGCGCUCAGAGCAGAGGCUCGGUGGGAUGCGGAGCAUGGAGUGCGGAGCUGUAGGAAGAGAACAGCCAGGACCCACCUCCCCUGGGCUCCCUGCUCUCCUGCAGUGACCCUCCUGGGCACUGCCCAACCCCUGCCUCUGCCCACAAGCUGUUUUUGUGGCUGGCUUUCCCCAUCUGAGUGUCUUGCCCACAGGGCCCCCGCAGUGCUAGCAGUCCUGCCCAGGCUGGGCUUCCCCGAGGUGGCAGUCACAGCCCUGGGAGGGUGACAAUCGGGCACUGCCAGUGGGUGCUGCAAUUGGUGCCUGCUCCCAUGCUGCCUUCCCUCGGGCAAGUUUCCUCCUAGGAUCUGGAGGUGGGAGAGCUCGGGGGGGGGUCUGAUGGGGCACUGGUGGAGGGAGCCCAACUCGGCUCUGGACUGAGCCAGGCUUGGCGAGAUCCCACCACCAGGAAUGCCAAAAAGUAGUGCUGUGCCAAAGCCGCCCCAUCCUCCCAAGAGGGGGGUGGAACCCUCGAGGCUGCUGUCCCCGUGCCGUGGUACAUCUUGACUGCCACAACUACUAAAACCACGGGCCAGAGGGACGCGGGGGGCCAGGCAGGGUGCUGCGGUGGGGACAGGCUCCUCCGGCACCACGGCCUGUACAGCUGGCCGGGGACCAGCACUCCCGGGGUGUGACAAGCAGCCGUGCUGGCCGGGGGAUGCCCCAGCAGGCACUGCAGAAGCCCCUACCUCCCUCUGUCCCCCUGCCUCUUAUGGCCAGUGGCUUUGCUGCCCUGAGUGACAAUGUGAAAGAGGUUGUCCCCUGUGUGUGUCCCAUACUCCCCACAGUGCUACUGGCCCGCGCCCCUUCCCUGCCUGUCUCGUCGCCUGUGCUCAGUCUGGCUGUAGCAGCCAAACCCACAUGUGAAGUCAGCCUGGCGCUGCUGUGGGGUGGUGACCUGUGCCAGCACCCUGGGGUGCUGGGGGUGCCUUCACUGGCUCCUUCACCCACAGCUCGGUGCCACACACCCCCCCGCCGCUGUCAUGGGGUGGGUGCAGGGACCCGGGUCCCCCUCUGCCCUCCUGGCAGUGCCCCCGGUACUGGCCAGUCGCUUUGCCAGGAGUGACCCACUGCAGGGAGGAUGGGUGCUGCGGGGCCAGCAGCACCCUGUCCCCCUCCCUGCUGCCGGAGUGGGGAGGACUGGGCCUUAUCAACCCUCGGCUUGCGCUUGUGCCGCGGGGCCGCCGGCCCAGA
Gavia stellata (red-throated loon) is the source of this 2850-nucleotide messenger RNA. RefSeq names its product flotillin 2 (gene FLOT2). The transcript is spliced from 11 exons. The record is from RefSeq and is a predicted model, not a curated record. Lineage: Eukaryota; Metazoa; Chordata; Aves; Gaviiformes; Gaviidae. The coding region runs from base 11 to 1297 and encodes 428 amino acids. Gene Ontology annotation, biological process: regulation of myoblast differentiation; protein localization to plasma membrane. Gene Ontology annotation, cellular component: plasma membrane.